AUGAUGUAUGAAGAUGACAACAUAACUUGUACUCCAAAGCGUUGCGUGCUUACUGAAGUUACAAAUUCAACCAACUAUGUGUCACCAACUGCUAACCUCAAGUUAUUGACAAAUGUUGCGUUGCAAUAUCCCACACCGCCGCCGAGUGCAGUUCACCGAAAAGAAAAGUCCCUCCAGAUAUUAUGUGACAGAUUCCUCAAUCUGUAUCCUCUUCAUGGCGAUGGCCCAGUGGAAAUACAACUGGAUAGCACUGCAGCCCGGCUAGGUGUGGAGAAACGUCGAAUGUAUGACAUAAUAAAUAUACUCGAAGCCAUGCAGUGUGCUGUGCACAAAAGAAAGAAUACUUAUUUGUGGCAUGGAGGAUCCCGGUUAAAUUCUUUUCUAAAGAUGUUGAAAAAGCAGGGUGAGCACCUCAAGCUGUCAGAAGCACUGCGUGGUAAAGCCCCUAAGCCCCCAACACCAAAACAUAAGACUUUAGGAGUGUUAGCUCAGAGAUUUCUUAUGCUGUUUCUAGUAGAGCCUCCAAAUACUCUUAUCAACCUGGAGAUGGCUGUGCGGGUAUUGAUAGACACCUCUAGCAAGAGUAAGACAAUCCUCACUCCUGAGCAGCAGGAUCGCCAACACAAGUCCAAAGUGAGGAGACUCUAUGACAUUGCCAAUGUAUUCAUAUCAAUUGGUCUCAUUGAAAAAGUAUCAGGUAACUUAAUAUUAAAAAAGCCAGUUUUUAAGUAUGUGGGCCCACACAAGAUGAAGAAAUGUGAUAAGACAUUAUUGACAACUCCAUCCCCUAUCACACCACUGUCAUUGCUGGACAGUGAGCAGAGGACCACAGCUUGCCAUGUGUUUGCUGGAAAGUCUAAAAGGAAACUGGAGUUCACCACUCCAACUUCCACCAAAGAACUGAAGCUUGGUAUCACAACCCCACCUCAUACACCGUCACACAAGUGGGAUGAGAUCCUGCUAGUAGCUGACAUGGAACUGACUAGAAUUAACAAAGGAGUAGUCCUGUGA
Messenger RNA from Spodoptera littoralis (African cotton leafworm), 1011 nucleotides. The record is from the annotation of a GenBank genome assembly. Lineage: Eukaryota; Metazoa; Arthropoda; Insecta; Lepidoptera; Noctuidae.